UUAGGGCUUUUCUGGCCCCCCAUCCGAAAAAUAAAAUAGAAAUUGCGUGAGGAAUUUCUUCUCUCACACACACAGAGGCACGCACUACUGAGUGAGAGGGAAUUUGAGUGUGAAAUUGAAAAAAAAAUUCCGGCAAGUUCGGAAGCUAGCCGGCCAUCAGAUCGAUUUGGGGGCUAUCUUAUUUCGCGCCAAAAAAAAUCCCAAUUUUCUCGCUUCUUUCAGCAAAUGGAUUUGAUGUGAUUUUUUUGUUUUUGCAGAGGUAUAUAUGUAUGCCCAAAACGUGGGACAUGUGUCGGGGGAAUUGAUUUUGAAUUUCGGGAUCGGAAUAUUGGUGACUGUGGUGUUUUGACUCUGCCACCAGCUUCAAUUGUCGGAAGGGUUUCGACGGGGAUUUUAUUAAUUUUGUGAUUUUCCGGGUUUUGCUUUUUUUUUUUCUGGGGGGGAAGAUCUAUGGUGUUUUUUUCUGAAAUUUCGAACUAGGUGGACCUGUUGAGGGUUUUUCAAGGUUGAAUUGAAACGACGGCGUUGUAAUUUGUUUACUGGCUUCGAUCGUGAUGGUGUUGGUUUUUCAAGAUUGAAUUUUUUUUUUGGGCACGUGAUCUGCUGCUUUGGAAGGACGGCAUUUGAUUGAUUAACCAGUUUUCAACUGUUGGGAGAGUUUGAACGGGAUUCUGUCUAAUUUGAUUCUUCUGAGGGGUGUAUGAGUGUUUGCUAAAAAGGCGUGGUUGGUGAUUUUUUUCUGGGUGUUCUGUUUCAAUUUCUUGCAUGCAGUCCGGGGGUGGGCCCCAACAAGGUGGAGGAGGAGGAGGCGGUGGACAUGGCCGGAGUACGGCGGCAUCUGCUUCUGCCUCACCGUCCUCCUCUUCCUCUGCAGUGUCCGCUUUCGAACAGCAGCAACAACAGCAGCAGCAGCAGCAACGACAGCAGCAGCAGCAAAGACAGCAGCUGCAGCAACAGCAACAACAACAGCAACAGCAACAACCCGAAGGGAAUGACGCCCUUUUGGCCUACCAGGCUGGCAAUGUUCAUGGAGUCCUUGGAGGAACCAAUUUUGCAGCAUCUGGCUCCAUGCAGCUACCUCAACAGCCGAGGCAGUUCAUCGAUUUGGGCCAACAACAAGGUUCUCCCAGCAUUCCAGAGCAGCAAAAUCACAAUAGGAGUCAAGGUGACCAACAAGCAUUGAAUCCUAUGCAGCAAGCUUACCUGCAAUAUGCAUUCCAGGCUGCCCAACACAACAAAUCAACGAUGGGGAUGCAAUCUCAGCAGCAGCAGAUGAUGAAACCAGGAAUGUUUGGAGCUCUUGGAAAAGAUCAAGAAAUGCGGUUGGCAAAUCUGAAGAUGCAAGAGAUGAUUUCCGCUCAAGCAGCGAAUCAGUCUCAGUCAUCCUCCUCCAAGAAAUCGUCCGAUCAGGCUGUUCAGAGUGAGAAGCGUCCUGUGCUCGAACACAGAACUGACCCUAAACUGAAUCAUCCCACAAUACUUGGUCAAGCUGUACCAUCUGGAGCAAUCCUGGGCCCACAAUCGCAGCAAAAUAUCGCGAGCAUGACUAACAGCCCAAUUUCUGUGGCUGCACAGAUGCAGGCAAUGCAGGCUUUGGCACUUGAGCGUAAUAUUGACUUGUCACAUCCUGCAAAUGCACAUAUGAUAGCACAGAUUAAUUCCCUCAUGCAGUCCAGGAUGGUUGCUCAGCAAAAGACAAAUGAAAAUAGUUCUGGUAAACAGUCUGUGGGAAUUUCCACACAGCAUGUUACCUCGCCACAAGUUGGAAAUGAAAGUUCUCCACAUGGUAACUCCUCAAGUGAUGUCUCGGGGCAAUCUGGUUCUUCUAAGGCUAGGCAGGCAGUUUCGCCUAGUACGCUUGGUGUAACUUCAGGUGCAGCCGUAAUUAGCAACAACCCAAGCAACAUGCCUAUGCAACAGUUCUCCAUGCAUGGUAGAGAUAACCAGCUGCCCCCUAGACAACCUACCUUAUUUGGCCAUGGAAUGCCACCUAUGCAUCCUUCGCAGUCAUCUGGGAAUUUAAACCAAGGAGUUGAUACUUUACUUGCAAAACCUUCAGUCACUGUCCCAGAAGUUUCUCAGACGCAAAACACCAGACAACUUAAUCGUUCUCCUUCACAAUCUUCAACUCCAUCUAAUGACAGGGAUAUUGGUAAUCCGUCAACAUCUCAGGGUGGACAGAUUCCCCAGCCGCGACAAUCUCAUGCUGGUUUUAGCAAGCAGCAGCUACAUGUACUUAAAGCACAGAUACUUGCAUUUAGGCGCCUGAAGAAAGGAGACGGGACUCUGCCUCGUGAAUUACUCCAGGCUAUUGUUCCUCCACCACUUGAUUUACAGACCCAACAGAUACUUCCACCUACUGUAAGUGCUGGCAAGGAUGGAUCAGCUGGAGAUAAUGUAGAUGAGCGUACAAAACAUAUGGAGUCAAGUGAGAAGGGACCUGGUGCUGUAAAAUCAGUGAACAGAGUAAGUAAUUUAAAGGAGGAAGGCUCAGGAGAUGAUAAGCCAGCUGCCUUAACAGUUACCGCGCAAAGUUCCACAACUGCAGCUAAAGAGCCAGUUUUUGUGGUUCCUCCAGGGAAAGAAGAGCAGCAAUGCAUAGGCAAAUCUGGUAAGUCUGACCAGGAAUCUGAACCAGACAAUCAGAAAGCUCCUAUCAGGAGCGAUGUUGCUGCAGAUAGGGGUAAAGGAAUUGCUACACAGUCGAGCAUUUCAGAUUCAAUGCAAGUAAAGAAACCGAUUCAAGCGAGUAAUACAACCCAACCUAGGGAUGCUGGUUCGACUAGAAAGUAUCAUGGGCCUUUAUUCGAUUUCCCUGUCUUCACCAGGAAACAUGAGACUCUUGGAUCUUCUAUGAUGAACAACCCUAGUAAUUUGACUUUGUCAUACAAUAUUAAAGAUCUUUUUGCUGAUGAAGGCGGAGAAGUCCGUAAAAGGAAAAGGGCAGAGAAAAUAGAGAAGAUUGAUAAAAUACUUGCUGUAAACUUGGAGAGGAAGAGAAUUAGACCAGAUCUUGUGACACGGCUACAAAUUGAAUCCAGAAAACUCCAGCUCGUGGAGUGUCAGGCACGGUUGAGGGAUGAGAUUGAGCAACAACAACAAGAAAUUAUGGCUAUGCCUGAUAGGCCGUAUCGAAAAUUUGUUCGACUGUGUGAGCGUCAACGCCAGGAGCUUAACAGGCAAGCGCAGGCCACCCAGAAGGCAACUAGGGAGAAGCAACUGAAAUCCAUAUUUCAGUGGCGCAAGAAGCUUCUUGAGGCACACUGGGGCAUACGUGAUGCUCGAACUGCCCGCAAUAGGGGAGUUCACAAGUACCAUGAAAGAAUGUUAAGGGAGUUCUCCAAGAGGAAGGAUGAUGGUGGCCGUAAUAAAAGGAUGGAGGCGUUGAAAAACAAUGACGUAGAAAGAUAUAGGGAGAUGUUGCUGGAGCAACAAACCAAUGUACCUGGGGAGGCUGCAGAAAGAUAUGCGGUUUUGUCUUCGUUUUUAACGCAAACCGAAGAGUAUCUUCAGAAACUGGGAAGUAAAAUAACAGCUACUAAAAAUCAGCAGGAGGUUGAGGAAGCAGCUAAUGCUGCAGCUGCAGCUGCACGUGCACAGGGUCUCUCUGAGGAAGAAGUGAGAGCUGCCGCUACUUGUGCUAGAGAAGAAGUGUCGAUAAGAAAUCGGUUUUCUGAGAUGAAUGCACCAAGAGAUAGUUCAUCAGUUAACAAGUAUUACAAUCUUGCACAUGCCGUGAAUGAAAGGGUCAUUAGGCAGCCGUCAACAUUACGAGCUGGAACACUCCGAGACUAUCAGCUUGUUGGUUUGCAGUGGAUGUUAUCUUUAUAUAACAAUAAACUGAAUGGAAUCUUGGCUGACGAGAUGGGUCUUGGGAAGACUGUGCAGGUCAUGGCCUUGAUUGCUUAUUUAAUGGAGUUCAAAGGAAAUUACGGACCACAUCUUAUUAUUGUUCCUAAUGCUGUUCUGGUGAACUGGAAGAGUGAAUUGCAUACUUGGCUUCCAAGUGUUUCCUGCAUAUACUACGUUGGCACGAAAGACCAAAGGUCGAAAUUGUUUUCUCAAGAAGUGCUAGCCAUGAAGUUUAAUGUCCUUGUGACAACUUAUGAGUUCAUUAUGUAUGACCGCUCAAAACUUUCAAAAAUUGAUUGGAAAUAUAUUAUAAUUGAUGAAGCACAACGGAUGAAGGACAGAGAGUCGGUGUUAGCUCGUGAUCUUGAUAGAUAUCGCUGCCAAAGGCGCUUGCUUCUCACAGGGACACCAUUGCAGAAUGAUCUUAAAGAACUUUGGUCUCUUUUGAACCUACUUCUCCCAGAAGUCUUUGAUAAUAAGAAAGCGUUUAAUGAUUGGUUCUCUCAACCUUUUCAAAAAGAAGGCCCCGCACAUGAAGAUGACUGGCUUGAGACUGAGAAGAAGGUGAUAAUUAUCCACAGGCUUCAUCAAAUUUUAGAGCCUUUCAUGCUCAGACGUCGAGUUGAAGAUGUGGAAGGAUCACUUCCGCCAAAGGUUUCAAUUGUUAUGAAAUGCAGAAUGUCUGCAAUACAAGGUGCCAUUUAUGAUUGGAUUAAAUCCACUGGUACUCUUAGGGUUGAUCCUGAAGACGAAGAGCGGAAGGCUCAAAAGAAUCCAAAUUAUCAGGCUAAAAUUUAUAAAACUUUAAACAAUAGAUGUAUGGAACUCAGAAAAGCUUGCAAUCAUCCACUGCUCAACUACCCAUAUUUCAGCGAUUUUUCAAAGGACUUCCUUGUGAGAUCAUGCGGAAAAUUGUGGAUUCUUGAUAGGAUUUUGAUUAAGCUCCAGAGGACUGGGCAUAGAGUACUGCUCUUUAGUACCAUGACCAAACUUCUCGACAUAAUGGAAGAAUAUUUGCAGUGGCGAAGGCUUAUAUUUAGAAGAAUUGACGGGAUGACUAGUUUGGAAGACCGUGAAAGUGCUAUUGUGGAAUUUAACCGGCCCGACACUGAUUGUUUUAUUUUCUUGCUCAGCAUUCGUGCAGCUGGACGGGGUCUGAAUCUUCAGUCUGCUGACACAGUCAUCAUAUAUGAUCCUGAUCCGAAUCCAAAAAACGAGGAACAAGCUGUUGCUCGAGCCCACCGUAUAGGGCAGACUAGGGAGGUGAAAGUCAUUUAUAUGGAAGCUGUGGUUGGCAAAAUAUCUAGUCAUCAGAAAGAAGAUGAGUUCAGUACUGGAGGAAUAGUAGACUCAGACGACGACCUUGCUGGCAAGGAUCGGUAUAUAGGUUCGAUCGAGAGCUUGAUUCGGAAUAAUAUCCAACAGUAUAAGAUUGAAAUGGCUGAUGAGGUUAUAAACGCUGGGCGAUUUGACCAGAGGACUACGCAUGAAGAGAGGCGGUUGACUUUAGAGACCCUGUUGCAUGAUGAAGAAAGAUACCAAGAAACAGUUCAUGAUGUUCCUUCUCUGCAUGAGGUGAACCGAAUGAUUGCUAGGAGUGAGGCAGAAGUGGAGAUAUUCGAUCAAAUGGAUGAAGAAUUUGACUGGGCAGAGGACAUGACUCGGUAUGAUGAGGUUCCUGAUUGGAUUCGUGCUAGUACAAAGGAAGUGAAUGCUACUGUUGCUAAUUUAUCAAAGUCAAAGAAGCAAUCGCGAAAUGCUGUUUACGGUGGAAAUAUUGUGCCGGAUUCAACUGAAGUGGCUUCCGAGACUGAGAGGAGGAGGGGGCGACCUAAACGAAAUAUUCCUGUUUAUACGGAAUUGGAUGAGGAAAAUGGAGAAUUUUCUGAAGCUAGUUCUGAUAAUAGGAACGAAUACUCUGUUCAAGAGGAAGAAGGAGAAAUCAGGGAGUUUGAAGAUGAUGAAGAUACCGAGGCACCACCACCGCAGAUUAAUAAAGAUCAACUGGAAGAGGAUAUUCCUGCAUCAGCUGAUGGAUAUGAAUACCAAAGAAAUUUGGAUAAUGUCAGACACAAUAAUAUACUCGAAGAAGCAGGGUCGUCUGGAUCCUCUUCACACAGUCGAAAAUUAAUGCAGGUGGUUUCACCUUCUGUUUCUUCUCAGAAGUUUGGGUCGCUUUCUGCUCUAGAUAGUAGGUCCAACUCCCGUUCGAAGAAAUUGGCGGACGAUUUAGAGGAAGGAGAAAUUGCGGCCUCUGGAGAUUCUCCGAUUGACCAACAGCAAUCGGGUAGCUGGAACCAAGAUCGUGACGAAGGUGAAGACGAGCAAGUGUUGCAGCCUAAGAUAAAAAGGAAACGGAGUAUUCGGCUUCGCCCACAGCAUACUACUACUGAGAGGUCGGAAGAAAAGCGCAGUGACAAGUCGUUAUCUCUUCGACGUGGUGAACCUUCUUCUCAGUUGCCUUUCCAGGUGGACCAGAAAUUGAAGUCACAAGCGAGGGAUGAUCGUCUGCAUAAAGUUAUUGGAGAUACUAGUUCGUUGAAAUCUGAGAAACAUGAUUCGUCCAUGAAAAACAAGCGUAAUUUACCGGCGAGGAAAAAUACAGCUAAUGUGCAGGGUACUCUUAAACCUGGGAGAUCGAAUUACGGGUCAGCUCUUUCAGACGAUGGUGCUGAAAUUCGAGAAAAUAUGGACAGUAAAGUCAUGAAAGGACUUAAAAGUAGUGGAACUAAGAUGCCUGAAGUCAUCCAGAGAAAGUGUAAAACUGUCAUAAGUAAGCUCCAGAGAAGAAUAGACAACGAAGGUCAUCAAAUCAUUCCACAGCUAACUGAACUCUGGAAAAGAAUUGCACACUCCAGUGGGGCAGCGGAUAAUAACCUUUUGGAUUUAAGAAAGAUUCAUCUCCGUGUUGACAAAUCCGAGUACAGUGGGGUUAUGGAGCUCGUUUCUGAUGUGCAGCUUAUGUUGAAAUGUGGCUUGCAGUAUUAUGGCUUCACAUAUGAGGUGAGAUCAGAGGCAAGGAAAGUCCAUGAUCUCUUCUUCGAUAUCUUGAACGUAGCAUUCUCAGACAUUGAUUUUCGAGAAGCAAGAAACUCCAUGUCUUUUGCUGGUCCAACCGCUACCACACCAGCCACCGGUUCGUCUUCAAGACCGACACCUGUCAAUCAGGGCAAGCGCCAAAAACCAGCAAUUGAUUCUGAAAUCGGAACUUUCCAGAAGCCACAAACCCGGAUGCCCAUACAUACCAACAUUGAAGCAAGUAAGGUCAAAAGCUAUGCCCCUCAAAAAGACGGUGCAAAUAACCCUUUCACUCAUCCAGGUGAUCUUGUUAUCUGCAAAAAGAAGAGAAAAGAUAGGGAGAAAUCUGCUGCUAAUAAGGGUGGAAGUGGAUCUUCUUCGGGCCCUCUUUCACCUACUGGGCUCGGCCGUGGUAUAAAAAGCCCGUUUCCUAUUUCCGGGUCGAAGGAUAUAGGGUCGGGUCAACAAAACUCCACGCAGCACGGGUGGGCGGGUACCGUUUCUCCGCCUCCUCCUCAGCAAGGGAACAACAGUGGAGCGUCCGUUGGAUGGGCGAACCCUGUUAAGAGGAUGAGAACCGAUGCUGGAAGAAGGCGCCCUAGCCAUUUAUGACUUUUUUUCGUUGGAGAAUUUGAAUUAUUAUUGUAUAAUUUUCAAGAAUUGCUGUGAAUCAUUAUAAUGUGUUGAACAAAAAGCAAAAGGGUGGUUGAAUGAAAAUCAAGAAAAUGUACUCCUUUGUAAUUGAGAGAAUGUACUGAAUUCUGGUU
Molecule: messenger RNA, 7637 nt
Organism: Erythranthe guttata (spotted monkey flower)
Lineage: Eukaryota; Viridiplantae; Streptophyta; Magnoliopsida; Lamiales; Phrymaceae
Source: RefSeq, a predicted model, not a curated record